UUCGCGGUUGCAGUCGGCGGGUGAAAGACGGAGCUCCGCAACCGACAGUCGUUCUGAACUUUGGCCGUCUGAGCCUCGCGUGACUCCAUCGUGUCAGCCCAUAAAAGAAGGCGUGCGACGAGACAGUCCAUACGUAAACCGCCAGAAACGGCUACAGCAGACUUUCUUUUGGGUGGCUCCAUCAUGUCUUAUCAGAACGCUCGCCUGCAUGACCGCUCCAUCAUCAUGCUCCUGGGCGUCCUCAUCGGCGUGGCGCCUGCCAUCGUGGCGGUCUCGGAAAACCCUGCUGCGACCCUGUCGGUCCUAGAGAGAGCAGAGAAUCACAUCAGUGAACUGUCGAAGAUCGUAUUGGACUUGAAGAAAAGCCUUCGCCCUCGAGAUUGCGGAGACCUGCUAAAGGCUGGACAAAUAAACAACGGAGUUUACGUCAUUUUUCCGACCUCGGAUUCAAAGGGAACAUCGGUCUAUUGCGAUAUGAACACCGACGGUGGGGGAUGGACCGUUAUUCAAAACAGAGGCCAGUAUGGGAACAGUGCCUACUACUUCUACCGAAACUGGACGGAGUAUGCAAAUGGAUUUGGAGAGAGGGAUAAGGAAUAUUGGAUUGGAAACGACGUGCUGCACGCCCUUACAUCUGAAGACAGGGGAUUCUCUCUACGAAUUGAACUGAAAAACGACACAGGAGAAAGCCUGGUUGCCAACUACAAAAUCUUCAAAGUCGCGUCUCAGGCUGACCGCUACAAAAUGACGGUCGGCGGCUAUUCCGGACCAUCAGAUUCGGACUCGUUCAUCUCGAGGAACGGAAUCAAGUUUAGCACCUUCGACAGUGACAACGAUAAUGACAACAGCAACUGUGCCACGACCUACAAAGGCGGUUGGUGGUACGCCGCCUGCCACAUCAGCAACCUCAACGGCCUUAACCUGAACGGGCCGCACACGAGCUACGCUGACGGCAUGGAGUGGUCCAGGCGGAACCACGUCGAAGGCUUGUAUCAUUACUCCUACCCCGAAACACGGAUGAUGAUCCGGGAAGCCAACCCCAUGCCCGAAGCAGUUUGACCGAGUCAGAGUAACCUUCCAUGAAAGACUGGGAAAAUCUGUAUGAAAUAACGUUCACUGCACUCGAGAAUAAAUUGAACUCCACCUGAACCGGAACGCCACCCGAGCCCUCUCGGCAACUUGUGGAACUUGAAAA
Molecule: messenger RNA, 1195 nt
Organism: Ixodes scapularis (black-legged tick)
Lineage: Eukaryota; Metazoa; Arthropoda; Arachnida; Ixodida; Ixodidae
Product: techylectin-5A-like
Exons: 6
Coding region: 184-1059 (291 amino acids)
Source: RefSeq, a predicted model, not a curated record